UUGAUUUAUCUUAAAGCAGAUAAAAUGUCGACUUGCAGCAUUUCAUCUUUAAUUCCUGCAAAACACCAACGAGUGGUGAUAAUAACAAAUCCAGAAAAGAAGGGGUUUUCAUCUCAAGCUAAGAGGUCUCCUCAAGCUACCCUGGGUGAAAAUCCAGGACCGUGCAGCUAUGAUUGUGUCUCCAGCGCUGUACUCACAAGUCCUUCUUUCUCAAUCAAAGGCACCACAGGCUUUGUGGUAUCCAAGGCUGCCAGACCUUCCAGCUUCCCAGUGAACGGCUUCCCAGGACCGAAUGCAUACAACCUGCAGAGCUCCUUUGUACAAAAGAAGGACUUCAACACAGGAGUGUCCAGAGUGUUCAGGCUGCCUGUGGCUGUGAAGGUGGAGGGUCCAAAGCACCUGACUCCAGCACCGAAUCAAUAUGAUGUCAGUUGUCGUAGUAGAGAGAGAUUCUCCUCAGCGGUCGGUACAUCAGCUUUCCUGUCAAAAACUAGACGCACCACUUUUGACCCAAACAAGAAUGCGCCAUCGCCAUGUCAAUAUGACGUGAACACCAAUGUAAUCCAGCUCUGCCCCAAGGCGGUGUCGUCCCCCUUCAGAUCCAAAACCCAGAGAAUACCUGCUUCAGCGGCACAGUGUGGACCUGGCCCAGGAGCCUACAGUCCCCAUCAGACCCCUGCGCCAGUAAAGAGGACCCUCCUGCCGAGGGGGCAUUGUUUAGCUAUAGCAGCUCCUCCUCUGAUUGUCCCUAAGGACCCUCCUCCACCCGGCCCGGGGCACUACGACAUAAAUGAGUGCAAAGGCCUGUCCAAGUUUCCAAAGCUCACGGCUGCAUUUGCAUCUGGAACUGAAAGAAAACUCCAAAACUUAAAGGUCAACACGACACCAGGACCAGGUUUCUAUGAUCCUCAGUUUUGUUCAAAGCAGUCGUUCAUCUUCAGCGACUCCAAAGUCUGGAUCCCCGUGUGAAGCUUUCAAGGAAGAAGCAAACUGCAGAUAUGUACCCUGUACACACACAUGAACCGUCAGUAUCUGUGUCAAAAUACCUCAAAGCACGGUAUGUGUCUCUGUUUUAAGAAAAUAAUUCAAUUAAAUGUUUGCAACCUUUCUUUUUCUUUUUAUAUGUACACGUAGGCAAAUAAGGAAUACCUUUGAGAUCAUUUGGGCUAGAAC
Molecule: messenger RNA, 1173 nt
Organism: Labrus bergylta (ballan wrasse)
Lineage: Eukaryota; Metazoa; Chordata; Actinopteri; Labriformes; Labridae
Gene: stpg1
Product: sperm-tail PG-rich repeat containing 1
Biological process (GO): epigenetic programing of male pronucleus
Cellular component (GO): male pronucleus; germinal vesicle; female pronucleus
Molecular function (GO): histone binding; chromatin binding
Source: RefSeq, a predicted model, not a curated record